Messenger RNA from Entrophospora sp. SA101, 399 nucleotides. The record is from the annotation of a GenBank genome assembly. NCBI's taxonomy places the organism in Eukaryota, Fungi, Glomeromycota, Glomeromycetes, Entrophosporales, Entrophosporaceae.
AUGGCUAAGAAUUCACAAUUAUUUGAUUUUAGUAAUUAUCCUAAGACUCAUCCUCUAUACAAUGUGGAAAAUAAAGCAGCCAUAGGUCUAAGAGCCAAGAUGUACGCAUUUGAGAUCGAGAAUAGACAAAUUACUAAAAAGGCUAAGGGUAUACCGAAAAAUGUAGUAAAAGAGGAAUUAUCUAUAGAUAUACUUAGAGUAGAAAAUCAUAAUAUAUAUCUAACAAAAUCUACAAAAAAAGUUCUAUGUCCACUUGAUACAAAGAAAUGGAUCUUAGAUGACAGAAUUAAUAGCUAUGCUUAUGGCCAUUACAAGAUCCAGGAUCCAAAUGACAAUGUAGAAGAAAUCAAGUAUAGUGAUGAGGAAUUAUGCAAUUUCUUGGAGUUAAUACUAACUUAA